Anoplophora glabripennis (Asian longhorned beetle) is the source of this 4618-nucleotide messenger RNA. Its product is annotated as TATA element modulatory factor-like. NCBI's taxonomy places the organism in Eukaryota, Metazoa, Arthropoda, Insecta, Coleoptera, Cerambycidae. The transcript is spliced from 11 exons. Gene Ontology annotation, cellular component: Golgi apparatus; endoplasmic reticulum. Bases 137 to 4048 code for a protein of 1303 amino acids. The record is from RefSeq and is a predicted model, not a curated record.
AACGUCAACUGUAAACGUCAAACUUUAAAAACAAAAAUAGAUGAGUAAAACUAGUGAAAUACAUAUGACAUUUUAGAAAAAAUCAAUAAAGUAUAAAAUAGCAGUGGUGUUUUAUGUUAUCUGUAAUGAAGGAAAAAUGAGUUGGUUUGAUGCUGCAGGUUUAGCCAAUAUCGCAAAGUCGGCUUUAAAAGGAGCACAGAGAACUAUCGAUAAAGCUUUGGAUAUUAAAGAAGAAUCCAACCUUGUACCAUCAAACACUCCUGUUGAUACUAAUUCCGAAGAUUUUUUUGGAAACUGGGGCAUAACACAUUCUGGGCACUUUAAAGAUGCUAAAAAAGAUAGUUCUGACAAUAUUUUUAAAGACAACAAUAUGAAAUCUAGUAUUUGGGGAUCUUUUACAGGUUCUUUUUUUGAUACCACUGAAGACAAUGUAAAAUCAACUUUUGAUAACUUAGAAGAUAUGGUUGAUUCAGGUACAGAACAUUUUAAUGAAAGUAAGCUUGUUGUUCAACAUGGUGAUGAUGCUGAAUUAUCUACAGGUUCAAAAAUGCAGACGAAAAUUGAUACAAGUAAUAUAGAGAAAAAGGAAACAACAGGAAUAAAUACAGUUCCUGAAGCUGCAGACGGUAUUUGUAAUGCAACAGUUAGUAAGUCUGAAAUCAUAAGUAACAGUUACAUUAAUAGACUUUCUGUAAUAAGUAGUGAAAGUGGAAAAAAUAGUUCAGAAAGUGUAGAUAUUAUUACAUGCAGCACAGAGUGCACCACAAGUCCAGAAUCUGAUGUAUUAUCGUUAUCACUUGGCCAGUCAAUUUCAACAUCAAGCUCAGCUUUAGCCAAAUACAAAUUGUUGAUUGUGGAUUGGUGCUUAUGGAAAGAGAAGAAAUGGAUAAUCUUUAUGAAUUUAAUUGCAAUACUGGACUAUGCUUUUACACUUGACCCAACGUUGUCACUUCACGCCAUGCAACAAAAAUGUACGAAGCUAACCUCGGAUUCACUAGAAAUAUUAGGUGAUAGUAUUGCAAGCCCAAGUUCUGUAGAAGUUAUUGGAACUGAUAGUACUAAUAGUAGGAGGCAGUCCCAACAUACUGAUGAAUUUGUUUCUCCGCUCGAUUCACCUUGGUCAGAUAACAAAUCAAGUUCCAUUGAGAAAAUUUCACCUGAAAGUGUUGAAGUCAUUCCUGAAGAUCAAGAUGAAAAUAGUAUAGCGGAAGACACAAUGUCAUAUACCUCGAUAUCUGAAAGUACAUCUGCAACAGUAUUAGACUCUGCAUUUAACUUACAUUUAAAACCCCAAAAAAUGCUUAAAGAUACAUUCAAUAGACCAGAUACAAUGAUUGAAGGUGGCUCUGCAGAUUUAACAUUAAGUCCAGAAAAAAAUUACAGUUUUCCGGAUGCUAUAACCAGAGCACCAAGUCGUACCAAUAUGCAUUUACCUUUAGCACAAGUAAACCAACUAUUAAUUGACACCCAACCUCAUAGUAAUAAAGAUGAUAUAACAAAUAUUCUGCAAAAAACAAACAUAAUUGAUAUUCCACAAGAUGAUAAUAUUGUCAGUUCUGGUUCAGAAACACAGUUAGAUGUGUCUACUGAUGAAGGGUCGCAAUCAGAUAAAACAGUUAUCGCUAAUGAUAAUAUAAUGGAAAGCAGUAGCGAUACCAGUACUACUACCGAAACCAGCAGCCAUUCUGCUUUUUUAAAAAAUAUGCUAGCUGAUGCAAUGGCGGAAAAAAAUGAGGAGUUAGAAAAUUCUUAUAACACUGUCGAUUUAUCUGGUAGCGUAGGUAUAAUAGAAAGUAUAUCAAUCUCCCAGUUAGAUAUGCCUCCAAGAGAAAAUUCUCCUAUUAGUUCAGAAAGUCGAUCUGACCUUGUAAAGAUUGGCUCUGACUAUACUUCAGGUCAUACUUCGGGUGAUGAAUUAGAAACCACAACGUCAUCUGAUAUAGAAAUAAUAUCAAGUCCAAAUGGAGAUUCAAGUAGUACACAAAGUAGACAAAGUCCGGCUAAACAAACAUGCAUUAAAACUAGAUCAGAGGAAUCAACCAUUGAUACAUUACUUUGCAAAAUGACAAUGAAAAAAGCUAAGGGUCACACCAGGGAACUAUCAGAAGCUUCCAGUAUUAGCGAUGAUUCACAUUCAUCAGAAAUAGAUAGGUUAUUGAAAAGGAUAUCAGAAAUGACUGAUAUUUUGGAAUCGAGGGAAUCUAAACUUAUUGACAUAAACAGAAGAAAUGCAGAACUUCAGGAAUUAAAUAAUGAUUUAAAAGUUCAGUUAAAUUCUGUAAUUACCAAACAAUUAGAAUCAGCUGAUUUAUCUCAAGUUACAGAAGAGUAUACUCAAAGAUUAUCGGCCUUGGAAAAAAAAUUCCAGCAAGCUAUUAGAGAAAAAGAUUCGCUGAGAAAACAGUUGGAACAAGCAAAACAAGAAGCAGCUACAAGAAUGAGUAAGGGGGAACUAGAGACUUUGCUUUUCGAAAAAGAUGAAGUAAUUAAGGAACUAAGAGAAGAAGGGGAAAAAUUAUCUAAACAACAAUUACAGCAUUCUAAUAUAAUUAAAAAGUUACGAUCUAAAGAAAAGGAAAAUGAGAAUACCAUAAAGCAUUUAAAAGAAAACAUUGAGGGACUCUCAACUGAAUCAGAACGUUUAAAAAAGUCUCUCGCUGCAAAAGAUGAGGUAGAAAGGUCUCAAAUUGAAGCUGUCCAUCAGCUUUCUAAUAAAAACAAAAAACUAGAAACCGAAGUUGCAACAUUGAGGAGUCAACUAGAUGAUUUAUCACAAAAAUAUGAAACUACAAGAAAUUCUCUAGAUGCUGCAAAAAAAGAAUUGACAGAUAAAAACAAAACAAGUUCAGAGUUAUUAGCUAGGGAACAAAUGCUGGAAGUCUUGGAAAAUCAAAAGCGAAUGACAGAGUCUCAAAAUGAAGAGAUUUGUAAUCAAUUAGAAGAUUUGAGGUAUAAGUUGCAACAAUCAGCAGAAGAGUAUGUAAAAAAAGAACAGAAACUGCGUCAAGAAAAUAAUGAAUUGUUGACGAGAUUAGAAGAAAUUGAAACUAGAAAUGAGGAGCUGUCGCAGUCUAUUCUGGAAAUGAGUAAACCACUUAUUAGACAACUUGAAUCCCUACAGGCCACACACAGUAUGAAAAUUGCUGCUUUUGAGAAAUUGGAAGAAGAGCUCACUUUGAAAAUAAGAGAACUUACCAUGAAGCUUCAAACCUCAAAUAGUGCCGAAAGAAUGGCUAAAGAGGAAUGCACCACUAUGAAGUCGCAAUUGGCAGAAGUUGAGGCUCAACUGGGUAGUUCUAAUCAUAAAUUUCAUUUGUUGCAAAUGCAAUUAGAGCAGCAAAAAACUGAGAGGCAGCUAAGCGAACGGGAAUUAACAGGGAGAAUCAAUAAAUUGAAUGAGAUUAAUAACCAAAACAAAGAAUUGAUAAGCAAACAAGAAGAACAAAUAACUACAUUACAACAAGAAUUAUUAUUAGUGAAGUCAUCUAAUAUUGAAGCAAGACAUCAGCCUCAAAUUGGGAUAAUACAGAACCAAGAAAAAAGUGAAGGACACAACUCUAAUGUAGAUCUGACAGCUGCGAGAUCGAACAGUAAUUCACCAACCUUAAGCUUAGGGAAAAUAUCAAAUUCCGAAUCGAUGGGAAGUUCCUUUUGGUCACAGGACGAACCAUUUGAUUUAGGACAAGUCCCUAGGUAUACGAAUAUGUAUGAAAUGCAGAUGCUUCAAACCAAUCUUAAGCAACGAGAAGGUGAGGUGCAACAACUACAGUGGGAAUUGAAUAGAAGGGAGCAGGAACGAUCGUUGUUAAAUUCUGAAAUAUCGUCACUAUUAACAAGAGUAGAAGAUCUUGAAAGUAAAUCAAGUGAUUAUGAUAUUUUACAAACACAGUUUAAUGAGCUUCAACAACAAUAUGAAACUUUAUGUCAGCUUUAUGGAGAGAAGGUGGAAGAAAAUGAGGAAUUAAAAUUAGAUUUGACGGAUGUGAAGGACAUGUACAAAAGUCAAAUUGACGAAUUACUUAAGCAGCAAAAACAAAAUGCAGAAUAAUAUUUUAGGGUUAUGGCCCCAAUUUUAAAUUCAAGCCUUUGUUAACUGAAAAGAGGUGAAGGAUUCGUACAUAUUUUUUAUGAGUUAAGGAAAUUGUAUUUCAUAUUUAUUUUGUUCGUAGUGGAUCCGGUUUGGUUUGAAAUUCUUAUUAAAAAAAAAUACUAGAUAGGAGUUAUAUCUUUUAGUGUAUAUUUGGUUUCCCAAAAUGUUAAUGAUAUUUAUCUGUGAUAAUAUUAAAUAUAUUUAUUAGUCAUUAAAAUAUAUACAAUGCAUCCAUGGUCGUAAACAUUUUCAUAGGUUCGAGAAAUUUUAGAAAAGAACAACAUUUUUUGUUUUAUAUGUAUAUAAUUGCCAUUGAGCUGAUUUUAGAGCAGGCAACGUAUUUUGUAAUCAGGUGCAACUUAAAAAAUAAACUGAAAUAAAUUAGAUUUAUGGCAACUUUUAUAUCACACCAUAGUUUAUUAUUUUGUUCUUUCAUUUUGUGCUAAAGAAUAAACACUUGAAAAUUUUGGAAAAUAGAAAUAAACUAUAAAUGCCAAAACUAUUAGAUGACUGUACCGAAUAAUUUUU